CUGAUUUCCCACAAAAGCCCUCAUUUCAUUCGCUUCCACUAAAGUCUAAAACCCCUCUCAUUUCAGUCGCCUCCACUAAAACCCUAGAGAAACCAGCCACUCUCACACCCACUCACCGAACCCAGAGCCAUGUCCGAGGUGGAGCUCUCUCGCUCGGAGAAGAAAAAGAAGAAGCACCGCUCCAAAGAUGAAACCCCCACCCCAAUCGUAUCGGAGCCACUCGCGCCUCUCGGCUCCGAGCCGACCCAGAAGGACUCUGCGGACUUCAUGAUCAAGCCCCAGAGCUUCACUCCCUCCAUUGACACCUCUCAGUGGCCGAUCCUCCUCAAGAACUACGACCGCCUCAACGUGCGAACCGGACACUACACCCCUCUCCCCUCCGGUUACUCCCCUCUCAAGCGCCCUCUCGGGCAGUACGUCAAGUACGGUAUUCUCAACCUCGACAAGCCCGCUAACCCAUCUUCUCACGAGGUCGUCGCCUGGAUCAAACGGAUCCUCAAGGUCGAGAAAACCGGUCACAGCGGUACCCUCGACCCGAAAGUCACUGGGAACCUGAUUGUGUGCAUUGAUCGAGCCACAAGGCUCGUGAAAUCGCAACAGGGUGCUGGGAAAGAGUAUGUCUGUAUUGCUAGGUUGCAUUCUUCUGUGCCCGAUGUGUCGAAGGUGGCUCGGGCGCUGGAAACGCUCACUGGGGCUGUGUUUCAGAGGCCGCCGUUGAUUUCGGCGGUGAAGAGGCAGCUUAGGAUUAGGACUAUAUAUGAAAGUAAGCUUCUUGAGUAUGACGUGGAUAAGCAUUUGGUUGUUUUCUGGAUUUCUUGUGAGGCGGGGACUUAUGUGAGGACGCUGUGUGUGCAUUUGGGUCUGAUUCUUGGGGUUGGAGGGCAUAUGCAGGAGCUGAGGAGGGUGAGGUCGGGGAUUUUGGGUGAGAAAGAUAACAUGGUUACGAUGCACGAUGUGAUGGAUGCGCAAUGGGUUUAUGAUAAUUACAGGGAUGAGACUUAUUUGAGGAGGGUGGUUAUGCCUCUCGAAGUGCUUUUGACGAGUUAUAAGAGGUUGGUUGUGAAGGAUUCGGCUGUGAAUGCUAUUUGUUAUGGUGCUAAGUUGAUGAUUCCAGGGUUGUUGAGGUUUGAGAAUGAUAUCGAGGUUGGGGAGGAGGUUGUGCUAAUGACUACCAAAGGAGAAGCAAUUGCGUUGGGAAUUGCGGAGAUGACGACCGCGGUGAUGGCAACUUGUGAUCAUGGUGUGGUGGCGAGGAUUAAGAGGGUGGUGAUGGACCGGGAUAUGUACCCAAGGAAGUGGGGAUUGGGGCCGAGGGCGUCGAUGAAGAAGAAAUUGAUAGCGGAGGGGAAGCUGGAUAAGCAUGGGAAGCCGAUUGAGAAGACCCCUCAAGAAUGGGGGAGGAAUCUGGUUUUACCAACUGGUGGGGAUUCUGUGGUGGCAAGCCUUGCGGCUGCUACUGAACCGGCUUUGGCAGAGAAGGAAAAGAAGCAUAAGAAUAAGGAUAAUGAAGAUGGGGAGGGGCGGAAGCGAAAGUUGGAUGAAAGCACUGAUAGUCCUGUUCCCGUUCCUUCGAAGAAAGCUAAAGUUGCUGAAGUCCAAGGAGUUGAGAAGGAAGAGAGCGUGAAGGUUAAAAAGGCCAAGGAAGAUGAUGUGGAGGUUGAUGUUGAAAAGAAGGAGAAGAAGAAAAAGAAAAAGAAGGACAAAGAGGAUAGUAAUGUGGAGUCAUUAGGUGAGGAGACGGCUGAGAAGGAGAAGAAGAAGAAGCAUAAAGAUAAGGUUGAAGCUGGUUCACCUGCAGCAGAGAAGUCUGAGAAGAAGAAAAAAAAGAACAAAGAGGCUGAGGACGUUGGUGCUACAUCGCCUUCCAGCAUUGCUAAUGGUGCAGAUAAUGGUGAUGCUGAUACUAGCGACAAGAAGAAGAAGAAGAAGAAAAAGAAGGAUAAAGAUGCAGAGAAGGAAUAGGAAGGAUUAUGAUUUUGGUCUUUAUUUGGCAGAACUCUUGAAUGUAUGCGCAUCUGUUUUUCAUUUCAUCUGCAAUGAGUUUUUAUAGUUUUGUGCAACUUUUUGAUACAUUUCCUGGAACUACUUUUCACAGUAGCCUUUUAUCUUUACCUAAUUUUGUCUUCUUCAUUUGUUAUUA
Messenger RNA from Alnus glutinosa, 2140 nucleotides. Its product is annotated as H/ACA ribonucleoprotein complex subunit 4-like. Gene Ontology annotation, molecular function: RNA binding; pseudouridine synthase activity. The transcript has a single exon. Gene Ontology annotation, cellular component: box H/ACA snoRNP complex. NCBI's taxonomy places the organism in Eukaryota, Viridiplantae, Streptophyta, Magnoliopsida, Fagales, Betulaceae. Bases 130 to 1962 code for a protein of 610 amino acids. The record is from RefSeq and is a predicted model, not a curated record. Gene Ontology annotation, biological process: mRNA pseudouridine synthesis; rRNA pseudouridine synthesis; box H/ACA sno(s)RNA 3'-end processing.